GUAGUUUGCAGUUAGCUCAUCUGUUCGCUGUGAUCAUCACACCAAAAACAAAAACAUUCCAUCUUUUUUUGCAGAGUGAUUCUUGAGAAAUUCUUCCCCUAAUCAAAUCCCCGACUCCUAGACAAGGCCGGCACUCACGACCCAUGUUAGAAUAAUAGUAGAGAGAGAAAGAGAGAGAGAGAGACGACUAGUUGACAAGACGGCUGGAAUUCUGCAUCACAGAGUCCACGUUUUUUCCAUAAUAUCUCCACUGAUUUCAUAUAAAUACAGCUCAUUCAUCAACCCAAAUUCAACUCUUAUUUGGAUUUAUUGCACCCCCACAUAAUCGUACCAAUCUGCAAGAACUCCCAAUCAUAUGCACAACUGAAAAAUUGUGUUGCUUGGACAGGUGCAGGGGAAAGGAGCAAAUGCUUUAUAACUUCUGUAAUACCUUAUCUGCCUAGAUUUCAAGAACAUUAUCGUGGGCAAAAGAGAAUGUCUCCGAAAGGCAAGGAGGAAAACAAGGUGACUCUUGAUUUGGCAGCAUGGUUGUUCAACAUUGUCACCUCGGUUGGAAUCAUCAUUGUCAACAAAACUUUGAUGGCUUCCUACGGUUUCACUUUUGCUACAACUUUGACUGGCCUGCAUUUUGCUGCCACGACCAUGAUGACUCUCAUCCUCAAACGGCAUGGAUACAUCCAGAGCUCGACUCUGCCAGUGUCGGAUCUUGUGAAGUUUGUUUUGUUUGCGAAUUUUUCUAUCGUUGGGAUGAAUGUGAGCUUGAUGUGGAACUCAGUGGGAUUCUAUCAGAUCGCGAAGUUGAGCAUGAUCCCAGUGUCGUGCCUCCUCGAAGUGGUGCUGGACAGAGUGAGAUACUCGAGGGACACCAAGCUGAGCAUCUUAGUCGUUCUGUUAGGCGUGGCGAUCUGCACAGUCAACGACGUGAGUGUCAAUGCUAAGGGGUUCGUUGCUGCUCUGAUAGCCGUUUGGAGCACUUCUCUGCAGCAGUAUUUUGUUCAUUAUCUUCAACGGAAGCACUCCAUCGGCUCGUUCAACUUAUUAGGCCACACGGCACCACCUCAAGCCGCAUCGUUGCUGCUGGUCGGGCCGUUGAUGGAUUACUGGCUGACGAGCAAGAGGGUGGAUGCGUAUCACUACACCAUGUCAUCGGUGAUGUUUGUUGGGAUAUCUUGUGCCAUUGCUAUAGGAACCAAUCUAAGCCAGUUCAUCUGCAUAGGAAGAUUCACAGCGGUCUCGUUUCAAGUGCUCGGGCACAUGAAAACCAUCCUCGUGCUAACGUUAGGGUUUCUCUUCUUCGGGAAAGAGGGGCUCAACCUACAUGUGGUUGUUGGGAUGGUGGUGGCAGUGGUCGGGAUGGUCUGGUACGGUCAUGCCUCUUCUCAACCGGGUGGGAAGGAGCGCGUCUCCUCUCCCUCGUCUAGCAGCAAACUAGACGAGGAAGAGGUCGUGCUGGUGAAGUCCAACGAGCCGGAGGAGGAGGUGUAGCCAUGGCAGAGAAGCUUCUGUGAGCUGAAUUUUGGCACUAGUCUGUAGAGGUAUAGAAUUAUACAAUCUAUCUUGUUAUAAAACAUAUAUAUACAAUAGAGUUUGUCAUUCUUGAUUUAGAUUCACUUGAAUUUUAUUUAAAUUGAUUUCCAGUCUUUCUGUGAGAUGAGAUUGUUUCUGCA
Messenger RNA from Salvia miltiorrhiza (redroot sage), 1667 nucleotides. RefSeq names its product UDP-rhamnose/UDP-galactose transporter 5-like. Bases 475 to 1485 code for a protein of 336 amino acids. The record is from RefSeq and is a predicted model, not a curated record. The transcript is spliced from 7 exons. Lineage: Eukaryota; Viridiplantae; Streptophyta; Magnoliopsida; Lamiales; Lamiaceae. Gene Ontology annotation, molecular function: antiporter activity; UDP-galactose transmembrane transporter activity. Gene Ontology annotation, cellular component: Golgi apparatus.